Saccoglossus kowalevskii is the source of this 885-nucleotide messenger RNA. RefSeq lists its product as uncharacterized. Lineage: Eukaryota; Metazoa; Hemichordata; Enteropneusta; Harrimaniidae. The record is from RefSeq and is a predicted model, not a curated record.
GUUUAUUUCCAACUGUGCUUUGGAUAUUUACUUUGCCACGUCAACAGAUGUGAGUCACGAGUCAUGCACGAACAAGUUGUCAUUAUUAGUUAGGAACACGUCAUUAUUUGCAUUGUAGUACUACUAAUAUGCCUGCCACCCCACAUCAAAUCCAAGACAUCGUUUGUUACAACCGAUAUACUCGCAUCAAAUAUGAAUCGCCUUAUUCUCGUUGCACUGUGCGUGGUCGUUACGGCAUGUAUUCUGCAUGCAGCUACAGUAGACAAGAACGAACCGGCCAAGCAAGACGUGAAGGCUGCGGUCGCUGAAAAGAAGGACGCUGGUGUAAAGCCUGCUGCUGAGAAAAAAGAGCGCAAGCCAGAACAGAAGAAACGUGAACAUGAGAAGACACAGCCAGCCUCCAAGAAAUCUAAGAAUGCCGCACCUCACAAGAAAGACGAGAAACGCGUCCCAGCUGAGAAGAUGAACAAAAAGCGUAAUGUCGCUAAGCCCGAGAAAAGACAAGCACCAAAUAAGGAAGUCAGACAGCCUGCACUGCACGAAAACAGCAAACUGAAUCGCAAAGACUUGAAGGCUGAGAAACCAGCCAAGAAGGCACAAAACCCAAACAUGAAGGAAAGGAAUGCCAAGAGCAAGAAAUCUCAAGAAAAACGUGCCCCAGCAAAGAAAGCUGAUGCAUCCCAAACAAUUAACAAGGCUUAAAAUAAUACUUGUGUAGACCAAAGUGUAGCAUCCCCCUUCCCACAAAAAACUGUUAGCCAGUUGCUUUUCCUCCGACGACAUUCUCGCCAAACGCAAAUAACAUUAGUAGUUACAUAUAGAUCAAAUAUCCUACGUCCAUGCAUACUGUUCUGUUUUACGGAAUAAUAAAGUAGUUCUCUAGCA